GCUUAAGUUAAGUUCUAACACAUAAUCCAAGCAAAACCACUAUGAAAGUUGCUAACUUCCUCGUAGCUCUCGCUGUCGUGGCUUUGGCUUCCUCCUUUGCCACUGCCUAUGACCCCAGCCCUCUCCAAGACUUCUGCGUAGCAACUAAUGCCACUAAAUCUGCUGUGUUCCUGAAUGGGAAGUUCUGCAAGGAUCCAACGCGUGUUACAGCGGAUGAUUUCUUCUUUUCUGGGCUUAAUGUAGCUGGAGACACCUCAAACCAGCUCGGAGUGCAUAUCAAUAUCAUAGAUGCCGAUGUGAUCCCAGGACUUAACACUAAUGGGAUUACAUUAGUUCGAAUUGAUUAUGCAGCAAAUGGUGGCCUAAAUCCACCACACAAUCACCCUCGAGCUGCAGAGAUCCUCACAGUCUUGAAAGGAACAGUUUAUGCAGGUUUUGUCACUUCUAAUCCUGAUCAUCGUCUUUUCGCCAAAGUUCUAAAGCCAGGAGAUGUGUUUCUUUUUCCAUUUGGGCUGAUUCACUUCCAGUUGAAUAUUGGAAAAACCCCAGCAGUUGCUUUGGCUGCAUUAACUAGCCAAAACCCAGGAGUGAAUACAAUAGCAAAUGCAGUUUUUGGAUCUGAUCCACCCAUUAACCCCAAUGUUCUGACCAAGGCAUUCCAUCUGAACAAAGAUCUGGUGAGCAAGCUUCAAAAAGAACAAUGGGUGGAUCCAUCAGAAAGCGAUAGCUACAAUUAAUUAGUUGAUGUGUGUGCGUGUGUUUGUGGCUGUUAAUUUCCUCAUUUUACCAUCUUAUUCUAUGGAAUGGGAACAAAAUAAAGAGGAUUUGUUUCUGCCGCUAGAGCUAGUGACGUUGAUUCAUCAUUUUGAUAUUCUUCUCAAAUUAAGUUGCACCAUUUCAAGUCUCUU
Messenger RNA from Manihot esculenta (cassava), 908 nucleotides. Its product is annotated as germin-like protein subfamily 1 member 16. The coding region runs from base 42 to 737 and encodes 231 amino acids. Gene Ontology annotation, molecular function: manganese ion binding. Lineage: Eukaryota; Viridiplantae; Streptophyta; Magnoliopsida; Malpighiales; Euphorbiaceae. Gene Ontology annotation, cellular component: cell wall. The record is from RefSeq and is a predicted model, not a curated record. The transcript is spliced from 2 exons.